AGUCUGCAGCAAAGCUGGACGUGUCUUCUGGGGUCCUGCACACAUUGGUCCUGUCCACCAAGCCGCUGAGAUGCUGCAGCAGCAGAAAAGUUUGAGAUGAGCUAAAAAGGAUUAGGCACCAUGUCGUAGGACGAGGACAUCAGUAGACAGCAGGCCGGGUCCAGGAUGUUUGUUGUGUCAACGCGGACGUGGUGAUGUGCUGAGGACAUUAUUCAUAGUUAUUUUAAUUUGAAGGAGAUAUAUAUAUUUCAAAAGAACUUGCGGGAGAUCCAGCAUGAGUGUGCUUUCAGGCUUCCCUCACCAUCCGGUCAUGCACCACCACGACAGCCACCAUUACUCCCUGCACGGAGACACCGGAGCUCCUCCGUACUUCACCAGCUGGCUCAUCAGUCACGCCGAUGUUUCUCCCACCGAGUACGGCAUGGCGCCGGGAUACAGCCCCGACUACCACGGAAACACUCCGGGCAGCCUGGACCCCCACCACCACCACCACCACCACCACCACUAUGGACAUGCUGGACAUGGUGGACACGGCCCCGUGUCCGUUAACGGAGCCCCGGUGGGCGUGCACCACCACCCCCGCACGGUCAAGAGGAGACCGACCGCCAACCGGAAGGAGAGGCGGAGGACGCAAAGCAUCAACUCGGCGUUCGCGGAGCUGCGGGAAUGUAUCCCCAACGUCCCCGCAGACACCAAGCUGUCCAAAAUCAAGACACUCCGCCUGGCCACCAGCUACAUCUCUUACCUGAUGGACAUCCUGGACAAGGACGGACAGCACGGAGACACUCAGGCUUUCAAGGCCGACCUCAAGAAGACGGAUGGCCGGGACGAGCGGAGGAAGAGGGACACGGCGGAUAUCCCCAAGACGGUGUCAUCAUCGUCGUCGUCUUCAGCGGGCGACAAGAAGACAAAAGGAAGGACAGGAUGGCCCCAACAUGUCUGGGCUCUGGAACUGAAACAGUAGCUGAAACAUCUGUGCAGGUUGAUUGCACUCACAGGAACUUAAAGUCAUCAUCUCGUGUCUGGUGUGGACGUCCAACCAAAGGACAGACGACAUGUAGUCCCCGUAGAAGCGUACGGUGAUGUAUUUCUACACUUUUCUACUGUUUGCUGAGAAUGAAAAUGCAUUCAGUACACUUGCAAUUACCGUGAAACCAGGAGUGUCCAUAGUGCGGCCCAGGGGCCAUUUUCAGCCCACAGGUUGUUUUGUAUUAUUUUAUAUUCACGAAUGGGAUAUAUUAUUAUUAAUUAUACCAAUUUGCUUUGUCAUCUACAACACAAAGAUAGUCAAAAAGGCAUAAUAUAACAAGUAAAUGUCACAAGGUUUGCAUUCUCAAACCACCCACAAAGGGCAAGUAAUUGAGACGCCAACACGAGGUCAUCAAACCAGACGCCUCCCUCACUCCUGGUGCAACCAAAAAUAACACAAAACGUGGAACACACAAUGUAACUGCGCCACACGGACGACGCGUGUAUCUAAAUAAACACUUACACGAGUGUACGUGCAAAACAAUACUCUUUUAUACAAAUGUACAACCUGCAAAGCACGCCGGGUACUUUCCUGUUUGGGAAGUGCACGCAUUCGCAUCCCAACAUGCAUGCCGAGCAUGACUACUUUCUGUGCAGCUCAAGCUUUUCCAAUGUAGGCCUGUGUAGUUUUCCUACCAAUAAACGACCUAAUUAUGGAGAUUAUAAGCACAAAAUGGUGGGUUUUCCCCCAAAUAAGAACAUUUUUAAAGAUAAUGUUUUUAUUAAAAAAAAUACAUAAAUGGAUGCUGAAUAGUGUAUAUGCGGGUAUCCACUGUAAUACGCGUUGUCACCUAUAACAGAGCUGACAUGCAGGCUACAUUGGAUUGAUUUGAGCCUUUUUUACAAAAUAAACAAAUAUUUACCAAACAUGCUGAUCAAUUAAAUACAUGUAAAGGAAAAACAUAUCAGCUUUGUGGUAUAGCUGACAAAGGGACCCUCUUGAAAUCAGUAUUAUUACAACAAAAUCAUCUUUCUGAGGACUUUAGCAUACUUGAAAACAGGCCGUCGGCCAUUUUGGUUUGCAGGUAACAUUUUUGAUCAAUUUGGACCAUUUCCAGUUUGUCUUAGUUUUCUGUGUCAUGCAAUGUGGGUCGUGUUUAAUUUUGUUUUUAGGAUAUGUGAGGGACAGUAAAAAUAAAACGAGCCGCGGGCCGCAUUUUGGACACCCCUGACUUGAGUUGCGUUGUUGUCUUCAAAGAAAUGAGAGCGAACGCAAUUGAUUGGUGAUCGUUUGACACAUUCAUCCAGGGCCCCAUAAAUAACAUCUAACUACACACACACACGCACGCACACACACGGCAGACCAGCUGGCUCUCAGCUUUAUUUAACUUGAUAUAUUUAUGUGCAAUGCGGCCGUAAGGACGAGCCAAACUACCACGCCACUGAAUGCCAGUAUACAAAAUACACGGUGUCCCUAAAGUCUAGAUAUAUAAUAUGCACAAACAAUACACACAUACAUUACACACACAAAAAUAUAAAUAACAAAUAUAGACUAAAUUAAAUAUCAUUUUUUUAAAUAAUUACAAUGAAUUAAUAAAAAUAAAAAUAAUAUAUAUAUUAUGUAUAAUAUUAACAAUAUAUAUUUAUAUUUAUACAUUAAAUAAAAAAAAUAAAAAAUAGAUUUGUACAUGCAUAUUGUGUCCAGACUUUAGGGAUACCCCGUACUAGAUAUGUGUCAUAAUUACACUACAAGGUGUUUGUGAAGUCUUUGUGUUUCUGUACGGGCUGGGCUGUAAAUACAUGUUGUGACGACACAGUGUCCGUGUUGUGAAGUGUAAAUAAUAAUAAUAAUGCUAAGU
Dunckerocampus dactyliophorus (ringed pipefish) is the source of this 2828-nucleotide messenger RNA. RefSeq names its product heart and neural crest derivatives expressed 2 (gene hand2). Gene Ontology annotation, molecular function: protein dimerization activity; DNA-binding transcription factor activity, RNA polymerase II-specific; RNA polymerase II transcription regulatory region sequence-specific DNA binding. Gene Ontology annotation, biological process: heart development; regulation of transcription by RNA polymerase II. Lineage: Eukaryota; Metazoa; Chordata; Actinopteri; Syngnathiformes; Syngnathidae. Bases 275 to 964 code for a protein of 229 amino acids. The record is from RefSeq and is a predicted model, not a curated record. The transcript is spliced from 3 exons.